Hyalella azteca is the source of this 963-nucleotide messenger RNA. RefSeq lists its product as uncharacterized. The record is from RefSeq and is a predicted model, not a curated record. The transcript has 7 exons. Gene Ontology annotation, molecular function: oxidoreductase activity. NCBI's taxonomy places the organism in Eukaryota, Metazoa, Arthropoda, Malacostraca, Amphipoda, Hyalellidae. Bases 31 to 906 code for a protein of 291 amino acids.
GAUAACUUUUAAUUUUUUUACAGAAUAGUGAUGAGUAGCAAUUCUAUUACUUUUGCCAAUGGAGUGUUGAUGCCUUUGAUUGGAUUGGGCACAUAUCAAAUACACUCAAAAGAAGCCAUAUACAAGGUGCUGGAGGCAGGUCUGGCCAGCGGCUACCGUCUUAUUGAUACAGCAUCAGGUUACCGCAACGAAGAACACAUCGGCGCGGCCCUCCGUGACCUCCUGCCUAAAUUUGGACUUAAAAGAGAAGAUCUUUUCAUCACUAGUAAAAUUGGACCAUCAUCUGCUGGCAAUCACGCCUCAGUUGUGUCGUGCUGCCAAGCGUCGCUUCAGCACCUCGGAACAACCUACCUUGACCUCCUCCUCAUACAUUGGCCAGGUCUCCACAAAAUAGCUGGCGAGGACCCUCGCAACAAGGCUGGUCGGCUGGUGACGUGGUCUGCUCUACAGGACCUCUACAGGAGCGGCGUCACAAGAGCCAUCGGCGUCUCAAAUUACGAGACCCGACACUGCCGUGAGAUCCUCGACUCCGGCAUCGUGCCUCACGUCAACCAGGUGGAGCUACACCCGCACUACCCGCAGGAGUCGCUGCUGGAGUUCUGCAGGGAGCACGGCAUCGCCGUCCAGGCCUACUGCUCCCUGGGCAGCCGCGACCACAAGGACAAACUGCUACAGGAUCCUGCCGUCCUCAGCGUGACUGAGUCCUGCGCGGCGUCUCCUGCUCAGGUCCUACUGGUCUGGGCACUGCAGCAAAACAUAGGUGUACUGCCGAAGUCCACCAACACUGACCACAUCGCAGCCAACAUCGCUGCCCGAGACCUCGUGCUCAGCAAGGAACAGUUCAGCCUCAUCAACUCCAUACAGACGCGCUACAAAUACGCCUGGGACCCCAAGAAUAUUUACUAAAUCUUUAGAUCUCGACUUCAAAAUUUUUUCACGUUCUCUUUGGAUCAUUCAUUUCAG